AUGCACAACACAUCUUUGGACGUAUGUGCAGGGCAAUCGUAUGUGGAGCUAAUGGCUGAAGUGUCGGGAGACCUCGGAGCUCAAGGUGGCAAAGGAUGUGCAGGGAUGGUAUCGGGCACAACAUUGUCAGAACUAUUGGUAGCAGCCCAGACAGGGCUGGGAAAUGCUGCACCUAUCGCACAGGCUGGAUACUAUGAGACCCAGCACACCUUGUUAACCAUCACUGGUGGGCAACAGUUGUAUACUGCAGACCCUAUGCAGCCUGGGCCACCACUGCCCCAGUUUGCAGGUGGGCCGCAGGUGGCCCAGCUGCAGCCCAUAUUCACCACCACUAGUGGCCCAGCCGCAGCCUGUGUUCACCACCACUAUAGGCAGCAACUCCACUCUCCCAUGGCUACUUUGGGCUUGCGCCUGCUGUGCAGUGUGUAG
Volvox carteri f. nagariensis is the source of this 429-nucleotide messenger RNA. RefSeq lists its product as uncharacterized. NCBI's taxonomy places the organism in Eukaryota, Viridiplantae, Chlorophyta, Chlorophyceae, Chlamydomonadales, Volvocaceae. Bases 1 to 429 code for a protein of 142 amino acids. The record is from RefSeq and is a predicted model, not a curated record. The transcript is spliced from 4 exons.